AUGCUACGUAAAAAUAUUGAGUUAAUUUCUCGCAAAGUUUUUAGUUGUAAGAAGUUGUUAGUGAGGAAGUCUGCAUUGUUUAUAAAUGGCCCAAAAGCCAGUGAGACAUUUGUCUUUGUGACUCCUCAUGUUGAUAUACCAGAACUGAUCAAACAAAAGUCAAUAAUACAAGAACAAUUGGAUAAUAGAAAAGUGAAUAUUGAUUUCCAAAAGGUGGAGAAUCUUUGGGCUGUAUAUGAAGAAUUAAAGAAGCAGAAAUCAGAUUAUGAUAAAAAGAAAGCUGCAAUUGCCCAGGAAUUGGGAAAGUUAAUAAAGAGUGAGCCUGACAGUGAUGUUACCAAAAAGUAUAAAAUCCAAAGUGAUUUGGUCAAAGAAAACAUUAAAAAGUUAAAGGUGCCAUUGUGGUCUGCUGAAGAAGCUGUAAUGCUUGAAAUAUUAAAAGUACCAAAUAAUUUACAUGCAAAGACACCACUUAAGGAAUAUCAAGUCAUAUAUAGUCACAGUACCACUCCAAAUAAUGAUAAAGACCAUUUGAUAAUUGGUAGAGAAAAAAACCUAAUAAAUUUUAAGAAGAAUGAAAAUUACUACCUAACAGGGGAUGCAGCAAUCUUUGAACUUGGGGCGAAAUUUUGCAUUAACAAUAUUCUAAGAAAGAAUAAAUUCAUUCAAUUUUCCAAUCCUGAUUUUGUGAAAAGUGUAAUUGUGGAAGGCUGUGGGGAAGAUCACACCGAUCCAGAUGCUACAUUUAUUCUGCACCAUAAUGAGGACACUAAAAUAAAUCCAGACAGCAGGCUGCAUUUGACUGGAGGGGCUUCACUCUGUGCUUUCUUUGCAUACCAUGCUAAAAAUGUUUUGUUUGCAAAAUCCCUGCCAUUGAACUACUUUUCCAUGGGCCGCCAGUACAUACCAUCACCAACUGAAGAAGACAGCUUAUUUCAUGUCAGCCAGGCCUCUGUUGUUCAAAUUUUCAAUGUUACAAAAGAUUCUAAUGAAUGUGAUGCUUCCCUUGACAGAAUUAUUGGGAUUCUCAAAGAUGCUUAUACCAAACUAGGUUAUCAUUACAGAAUAUGCUUUACUCCGGCUCAUAAGCUAGCCAUGUGGGAAUCACUAAGAGUGGUAGUAGAGAUGUACUCCGGCUCUAUGAAGAAAUAUGUGAAUGUUGCAGAGAUUUCUGUCAGUGGGGACUUUAUAAGCAAGAGGCUCAUGUUCACUUAUACUGAAAAUAAAGAGUCAAAGUUCCCUCACAUUAUUUCUGGUACAAUUCUGAAUGUUCCAAAAUUAUUAGCCUGUGUUCUUGAACAAGAUUCAGAAUUUUCAGUUCCUGAACUGUUUAGAAUAGAGAACUGGUCAAUGAAAAGUUAGAAUGUAAAACAAUUUAUUUCUAAACAUAACAAUCCAUACAUUCGGUUUACUAAUUAGUAGCUAGAUUAUAAACCAAUCUGGAAUUCUUCUUUCUUCCAAUUUGGGCUCUGAAGAUCAACUGGGUUCUGCAAACUUACCUCAAUGAUGUCUAAAUGCCCUGUCUUUGUUAAGAGCACUAUUGUGUGUGUCCUACAAAUUAAGAACAACAAAAUAUUUAAUACAUGCUUGGUUAUGUACAAAUUUUAAUCAUACUAAGAGUUCUGUACCUUGUUCCAUAUCUAACCUCAGGUAUUGUGACAAAUAUUGAACUUAAUUGUUGAUACAUUGGAGUUCUAUUUUGUAAUUCUUGGUCAGGUAAAUGCCUGAAAUAAAAAUUUUAAGUUAUU
Molecule: messenger RNA, 1748 nt
Organism: Cydia pomonella (codling moth)
Lineage: Eukaryota; Metazoa; Arthropoda; Insecta; Lepidoptera; Tortricidae
Gene: Slimp
Product: serine--tRNA synthetase-like protein Slimp
Exons: 1
Coding region: 1-1362 (453 amino acids)
Biological process (GO): seryl-tRNA aminoacylation
Cellular component (GO): mitochondrion
Molecular function (GO): ATP binding; tRNA binding; serine-tRNA ligase activity
Source: RefSeq, a predicted model, not a curated record